Molecule: messenger RNA, 2435 nt
Organism: Cokeromyces recurvatus
Lineage: Eukaryota; Fungi; Mucoromycota; Mucoromycetes; Mucorales; Mucoraceae
Product: FAS1 domain-containing protein
Exons: 4
Coding region: 21-2267 (748 amino acids)
Source: RefSeq, a predicted model, not a curated record
CCUCUUUUGUUUAUUUUAUCAUGUUAAAAAUAGUAUCGUUUAUAUUUUAUCUAAUAGUAUGGCAUCUAACUUAUGCCAGUAUUAUGGAUGUUUUGACUCAGGAUAAACGAUUUGAAACACUUGUUGCUCAUAUUGAACAUUUUGAGUUGAUUCAGUUCAUGAACGAUCUUGAUGGAGUUACGCUAUUUACCCCCGAUAAUGAUGCCUUUAAAAAUUAUGAGUUUAAAAUUGAUCGCUCUACUUUACUUUACCAUGUCAUCAAGAAAGGCAUGAAAGCAUCUGAAUUUUAUGAUGGACAAUUAAAGGAAACAUUUCUGGCUUCAGCAGGACAUUUAAACCCAGAUAGACCUGGACAACGCAUAAAGUUCAAUGUAAAAGAAGAGAAUGUGUAUUGUGGUGGAGAAGCAAAGAUUAUUGAAAAGGAUAUUCCAGUAAAUAAUUCAACCUGGAUCCAAGUCGUAGAUCACGUUUUGCAACCACCACACCUUUUAGGAAAUACAAUCUUGGAGAGAAAUAAGCCACUCUAUAAUCUAAUGAACUUAUCGAAAACAAUAGAUAUUUUAAAUCAAAAAAGGCCUUUUACAGUGUUCGUGUCGACCAAGAAUGAUAUUUUUGAAAAGUUUAAUGAAAUUGAACAUAAUUAUUUAACAUCAAAAUAUGCGAUAGAAGAUUUAGCAGUCUUUUUUAAUUAUACAAUCAUUGAUAAAGCUAUUUUUAUGAACGAAUUUACUUCUGGAAAGACAACAUAUAAAUCUUUGUCUGGGGAUUCUUUAGUUAUCGUAUCUGAUAAAAAGUCCAUGACAGUGAAUGGUAUACCCAUUAGGUCUACUGAUAUUAUUGCUUCUAAUGGUGUUAUUCAUGAGAUCAGUGAUACUUUCAAACCAGAUAUUCAAUUUGAUGCUAGAAAGUAUCUUUAUGGCAUGAAUAAAACAUAUAUGAUUGAUUGGAUAGAACAGCAUAAUUUGGGUUACCUUAAUCAUUCUUCAUCAGAAAAUUAUACAUAUUUAAUACCUCCAUUAGAAUCUGUUAAUCAAUCGUUGGUAUCUACUCAUUGGCUUAGCUAUCACAUUCUUGAAAAGGCCUGGCUAGAAAAUAAACUACGUGAUAAUACCCUAUUAAAAACCGAAUUUAAAUCAGAUGAUUUAGCAGGGCAUCGACAACGACUUCCUGUCUAUGUACAACAUGAGGAUAUAAUGACAUCAGGAGGCAAAUCCAUUAUAUUUGAUAAGUCUCGUAUGAUUGGUGAUAAUGUGAGUGUGAAUGGUGAUGUUAUUUAUCAAAUAUCAGAGCCAUUGACUAUGCCUGGCAAUAUCUUCAAAGAGUUAGCAGUAGAUUUGGAUCUGUCCACCUUUAUUGCCGUCUUGUAUGUUUCUGGAAUUAUUGAGGAAAUCAAACAAGUCAGGGGGCUUACACUCUUUGUACCAACAAAUAAUGCAUUUACAGAACUGGGAUUGGUGGCUAAAUAUUUAGUACAUCUCUCAGCUCGUUCUCGUUUACAAGCAUUACUUCGACAUCAUAUCCUUCCUACUCCCUUAUACUAUCAUGAUUUUAUAACAAAGGACUAUAAGACAUUAGCCAACACUACACUUCAUACUCAUCGUAAUAAAACAGGUGUUGUUAUCGGUGAUAAAGGGAUCAUGACAUCUAACAACUUAUUAGUGUCAACAGGUGUCGUACAUCAGAUCUCUCAGGUCCAGAUACCAUUUGAGAUUACGAAUACAGAUGUUUUGGUCGGUAUUGAAGAAGCAAAGACAAUGGUUCAAGUCCUGAAACGUGCUAAUCUUUGGGAAGAGAUUCAGAAAUCAGAUCAUAUUAUUUUGACGCCAACCGACGAAGCCUUUGCUCAUCUAGAUUUAGACCGAUUAUUAGACGAUCCUUAUCAGUUGGAUCGUAUCGCUAGAUUUCAUAUCGUACCACAUAGAUGGCAAUCAGAUUGGAACAACGACUAUGCAACAUUAUUAUCAAAGGUAGAUAAGAUAGUAUUUAAAGGUAAAAAAGAUACUGGCAUCAUAUUGAAGGUCAAACAUGGGAGUGACCAUGAAGUACAUGUAACGGAGCUUGGUCAUGUUUAUGGUGGUAGUGGUGUGAUGAUGAUAGAUACAGUAUUGAUACCAAUCAGAAGAGGAUUUUUUGGACUACCCUUCUUCUGGUCAGUUGUGGUUCUGUUAACCCUAUUAGUUUUAAUGAGUGCCCUAUUAGGAGUGGUAGGAUUUUUUGCAUAUAAAAUAUAUCAUCGAAGAAGAUUAGGAUAUCGACCCAUUUAUUAGCAAAAUAAUGAUAUUCAUUCUUCAUUUCCCAUUUAUUUAUUUUUCACCUAUAUAAGCAAAUAUAUAUAUAUAUAUUCUUUUAAUUGAAAUUAACAAAUAUAUUGUAUGAUAUUCCUUUUUUUUUCCCCCAAGUGUACAGAUUUAUAUGGAAUGUAUAUUUUAUUAAAC